CCCGCUCGCGCACGCACGCACACACACCUAACUCCAGCUCUCCUCUCUCUCCCCCCCAACCCCCACCUCGAUUCGAAGCGGUGGUGGGGCGGCGGAGGCGGCUAGGGAGGGGGGAUCGGAUGGGCGCGGCGCCGGGGAGGUGGUAGAGACGGCGGGCGCCGAGCUGAGCUGGUGGGUGGAGGAGGAGGAGGGGGAGGGGCGGGGCGCGGCGGGGGGAUGGAGGAGAAGGUGUCGUCGCCGCUGAUCCCGCCGCCGUCGGAGAUCGACCUGGAGGCGGGCGGGGGCGAGGACCAGCUGCAGUGCCGGAUCUGCCUCGAGACCGACGGGAGGGACUUCAUCGCGCCGUGCAAAUGCAAGGGGACGUCCAAGUACGUGCACCGCGACUGCCUCGACCACUGGAGGGCGGUGAAGGAGGGAUUUGCAUUUUCUCAUUGUACCACCUGCAAGGCUCCAUAUUACUUGAGGGUUCAUUCCCACACUGACAGGAAAUGGCGAACACUGAAGUUUCGUUUCUUUGUUACUAGAGAUAUAUUAUUCAUCUUUGCUCUAGUUCAGAUGGUCAUCUCUGCAUUGGCAUAUUUGGUACAUUUUAUUGAUGGGUACCAGCAAUAUUGGUUGAGGACGGCCUGGGGUUUUGAUAAUGAAGUUAGUUUUUAUUAUAUAUGUGGUGCAUUAUUGUUUUUUGCUUUGUUGGGGUUAUCAGGAUGCUUCAUAACUUGUUAUGAUCGAAGAGUACGGAAUGAUUUGGCUCAGCCUUGUCGAGAACUAUGUCUUUGUUGCUGUCAGCCAGGGAUGUGUGCAGAUUGCCAUCUACCUGGCACACUUUGCAUGUGGACAGACUGCACGACCUGCUUUGAAGGUUGUGCAACUACAGCUGGCGAGUGUGGUGGUUGCUUGGGAGGCGCUGGGGAAGCUGGGCUACCUUUGCUCCUCAUCAUGGGGGUGAUUGUGCUCGGUCUUUUCACAGUUAUAGGCAUAUUCUACAGCGUCCUGGUAGCAACAAUGGUUGGCCAGCGGAUCUGGCAGCGGCACUACCACAUUCUCGCCAAACGAAUGCUAACCAAGGAAUAUGUUGUAGAGGAUGUCGAUGGCGAGCGCACAGAUUGGUGUCCGCCGCCACUCCCUGCAGAGCACAUCAACCAGCUGAAGUCGCUGGGGCUUCUAUAAUAGCUCACACCAUCAUGUCAAUGGCAGAUGAUGUUGACCUUAAGUUAGGACUCGGCUCGGCAUUACCCAGCUGUACAGGAGGCAAUACAAAGCAGGAAGUCAAGGCGUCCCUGGUUUCUGCAUGGAAAUGUGUGGAAAUAUUGUUCUCUCUUUUUUUUUUGUAUAUUGUAACGGGAAAAAUUCUGCCUGACAAAACCGCAAAUUUUUAUGGCAAUUGAAGGCUUACUUUACUGAAACA
Messenger RNA from Panicum virgatum (switchgrass), 1405 nucleotides. RefSeq lists its product as uncharacterized. Bases 217 to 1167 code for a protein of 316 amino acids. The record is from RefSeq and is a predicted model, not a curated record. The transcript has 7 exons. Gene Ontology annotation, molecular function: zinc ion binding. Lineage: Eukaryota; Viridiplantae; Streptophyta; Magnoliopsida; Poales; Poaceae.